Oryzias latipes (Japanese medaka) is the source of this 4704-nucleotide messenger RNA. It is a transcript of the gene kdr, whose product is annotated as kinase insert domain receptor (a type III receptor tyrosine kinase). Lineage: Eukaryota; Metazoa; Chordata; Actinopteri; Beloniformes; Adrianichthyidae. The record is from RefSeq and is a predicted model, not a curated record. Gene Ontology annotation, cellular component: plasma membrane; signaling receptor complex. Gene Ontology annotation, biological process: protein phosphorylation; positive regulation of kinase activity; regulation of MAPK cascade. Gene Ontology annotation, molecular function: growth factor binding; vascular endothelial growth factor receptor activity; ATP binding.
GCAGCAUGCGGACACGCACAUGUGCGCCUCUCUCGCAGCCGAUUGUCUGAGCCUGUGGCUGUCCAGGAUUUACAAACUUCGCCUAGAGUUAAAAAAAAAAAAAGAAAAAAAACCCAACAGCAACAGGACCUUUUUUUUUUUGUUCUUUCAGGGUUAUCAUCCCUUAACUCUCUGUGGAUCAUUUUCUGAACUUUUGAUGAGGACUUUGGUGUCGCCUCUUGUCCGAUGAUGGCGCGGGCAGUUUCAGUUUACUCACUUAUAAUAACGCUGGACAUCAUUUAUAUUGCAGCCAUCGACCUGCGGUUCAUGUCUGAUCCACCAACUCUUAACAUAAAUGGCACACAUCGGAUGAACAAAUCAGACAACCUGGAACUGAUUUGCAGAGGUCGGCAGUAUGUGAGGUGGUUGACCCCCCCAACAAGCACUCACUUCUCCAUCAGGGACUGCAGCGGGUCAGGAUUUUUCUGCUCAGCGCUGACCAUUACCAAUGCAACUGUCAAUGAAACAGGAGAGUACCACUGCUCGUACCCAGACCUGAAGGCUGAAGAUGGCAAGAAAGCAGUUUACGUCUUUGUCCACGAUCACAGGGUGCCGUUUGUUCCAUCUGAGAAGGAAUACGAGGUGGUAUUCAUCCGUGAAGGGGAGCGGGUAGUCAUACCAUGCAGAGGCUCACUAGAAAACCUUAAUGUUACUCUAAACAUUAAGUAUCCGACCAAAGAGCUUCAUCCUGAUGGCAAAGACUUGGUGUGGGAUGCCAAGAUGGGCUUCAUUGUGCCCACUCAUCUUAUCAGCUAUGCUGGUGUGGUGUCCUGCCAGACCCGGAUUGGAAAUGAGACUUUCAAGUCUCCUCUGUACAUUGUGGCUGUCGUGGGAUACAAGAUUCAUGACCUCACCCUGACCCCUGUGCAGCAGAGGCUGGCUGUAGGGGAGCAGCUGGAGCUCAUCUGCACUGCCAACACCGAGCUCAACGUAGGCAUUGAAUUCAACUGGACCCACUCGGGAGGGGCCCUGAACUCCGGGAAACUCCACACGAUUCCCCACAAGAAGAAGCUGUGGAACUCUCUGGAGCUUUCCAAUACUCUUAUUGUGGAGAACGUGACAACGGAACACUCUGGAGAAUUCAUCUGCACGGCAUCCAGCGGGCAGAUGGAUGAAAGUGCCUCUGCAUACGUCAAAGUCUACGAAAAGCCUUUCAUUGAAAUGAAGGAACCCUGGCCAAAGGUCUGGGAAGUAACGGUGGGAGCUCAAGCAAGUUACCCUGUCAGGUACUCUGCGUACCCUGAACCCAGCUUUAAAUGGUUAAAAGAUGGCCUAGUACUUAAGGAGAGUUACAGAAUCAAACAGAAGAGCGACGCUCUGGUCUUCCGUGGCGGAGUCAUGGAGGCAGAUGAAGGAAACUACACAUUGAUCCUAAGCAAUAAGGUCACAAAAGAGGAGCAGAGAUCCUCUUUCCAGCUGCUGGUCAAUUUGCCUCCUCGUAUUAUUGAGAAAGAAGUUCCAGUGGACAUGUAUUCAUAUGGUGGGAGCCCUGAUCUGACAUGUACCGCCCGUGGAUUUCCCAUUCCUGAGAGCAUUCAGUGGCAGUGGAUGCCUAAGGAAGACUGCAGGGAAACCUUUGUGCCCGGAGUGAUAAAGCCUGAGGUGGUGGAUAAGUGCAAAAACUGGAGAGAUAUCAGCAACAGCAGUGGGUACAACCAUAUAGAGAGGACUACAACUGACAUCGAUCCUCACGCAAAGAAAAUUGUAAGCACUUUAAGGAUCCGGAACGCAGACACCCACUCACUCUACAGAUGCAUGGCUUCUAAUAAAGUUGGGAAGGACAAUCGGAUAAUCAUUUUCCGUGUGACAAGCAACCUUGAAGUGAGUAUGUAUCCAUCUGAUAAGCCCUUGGAGGAGGACAAUGUGGCUCUGAGGUGCAAGGCGGACAAACUGAUCUACACCAACCUCACCUGGUUCCUUGCGGCUAAUGUGUCCAAGUCAGAGCGGGAUGCGCCGAUUCAGCCGUGUCACUCCAUGACCCUUCAGCCGGUCCCCGUGUCACAAGCUGUGCUGCCCACACAGCAGGGAACCAACAUCACCUUGGAGCUAAUGCUGCCCAAUGCAUCCUUUCAGGAUGAGGGCCUCUAUGCCUGCCAGGUGGUGAACAUAAAGACUGGGGUGAAAACGUGCCUUCUGCUGCGUCUGUCUCUAAGAGAUCUCAUGGCUGCAAGAAUUCGCAAUAAUUUUACUGACCAGAAAGUAAAUGUUAGUGCCACCAUUACUCUCCACUGUGAUGCCUUUGGGAUACCCAACCCAACAGUGGUGUGGACCAAAAACAAUAACACGGUGGUGGAGGGGUCUGGUGUGAUAUUGAACCAGAACAACCUGACAAUCCAGCGUGUGAAACAGCAGGACAGCGGUCUGUACACCUGCACUGCCUGCAACAGCAGAGGCUGCGACACCUCCCAGGCUGUCUUGACUGUUGAAGGUGCUGAAGAGAAGACUAAUGUGGAGCUGAUUGUUCCUAUCGGGUCGGUGGUCAUAGCCAUGUUUUUCUGGUUGCUGAUCGUCUUUGUUAUCCGUGGCAGAAAGAAGUCAAACGUGGAUCUGAAAACUGGCUAUCUGUCCAUGAUCCUGGACUCAGAAGACAUGCCAAUGGAUGAACAGUGUGAAAGACUCACCUAUGACGCUAACAAAUGGGAGUUUCCUCGGGACAGACUUAAACUUGGGGAACCACUGGGCCGUGGUGCAUUCGGGCAGGUGGUAGAGGCAGCAGCCUUUGGCAUUGAGAAAGUUACCACCUGCACCACUGUUGCAGUUAAGAUGCUGAAAGAGGGAGCCACCACAAGUGAAUACCGCGCCUUGAUGUCGGAGCUGAAAAUCCUCAUCCACAUCGGUCACCACCUCAAUGUUGUCAACCUGCUGGGAGCCUGCACCAAACCUGGCGGGCCACUGAUGGUUAUUGUUGAGUACUGUAAAUAUGGAAAUCUGUCUAGCUACCUGAAGUCAAAGCGAGGAGAGUACAGCCCCUACAAGAGAAAGCGAGUGGAAAGUGUGAGGUGGGUGUCUGCAGAGGAGGAUGUGACUGAAGGGGACUUGGGUUUAGGAAAGAUCCCUCAACUGGACAUCUGCACAGGAACAGCUGAAGACAAGCUUCCAGGCAACAACGUUAACGCUCAUGAAGAGAGCUCAGUUGAUGACCAUCUGACCAUGGAAGACCUGAUAAGCUACAGCUUCCAGGUUGCCAAAGGAAUGGAGUUUCUUUCCUCACGCAAGUGCAUCCACAGGGAUCUGGCAGCCAGAAACAUCCUGCUCUCAAAGAACAAUGUGGUCAAAAUCUGUGACUUUGGUCUAGCGAGAGAUGUUUAUAAAGACCCUGACUAUGUCCGCAAAGGAGACGCUCGUCUCCCUCUAAAGUGGAUGGCUCCUGAGACCAUUUUUGACCGGGUGUACACAACACAGAGCGAUGUCUGGUCCUAUGGGGUACUUCUUUGGGAGAUCUUUUCCUUGGGUGCUUCUCCAUAUCCAGGUGUUUGCAUUGACGAGUCCUUCUGCAGGAGGCUUAAGGAAGGCACUAGGAUGAGACCUCCAGAAUAUGCAACGUCUGAGAUAUAUCAGACCAUGUUGGACUGUUGGCUGGAUCGUCCAACAGAUAGACCCACGUUUGCAGAACUGGUGGAACAUCUGGGAAAUCUUCUUCAGGCCAACGCUCAACAGGAUGGAAAGGACUACAUCCCUCUAACAGCUGAUGAAGUAAAUCAAUGCUCAGCACCCAUAGAUACCUACAGCAGGCCUCAAAGUAAGGAAAUGCUGUCCUGCCACUAUGACCACCCAUCAUCACUCGGACUGUCCCAGCAGAGUGAAAAGUCCAGUCAGCCUCUCAGUGUGAAGAUGUUUGAGGAUAUCCCCUUGGUGCACAGCAGUAGAAUGGAAGGACACCCGGACUGCAGGAUGGGUUUCUCCAUAGAAGAAGGAAAGAGUUUGAACCAUCAUCCCUCGGCCAUGCCUAACUUCAGCCAACUGCUGCGCUGCAAGAGCAAGGAGUCAUUGGGUUCAGAGUCCUCCAAUCAGACGAGUGGCUAUCAGUCAGGCUACCACUCUGACGACACAGACACACCCAUCUAUGCCAACGAGGAGAUAAUCAAGAAGCACAACAAGCUGAUAAAGCCUCCUCUGCCCGAGACGCCAGACAAGUACAGCACGGAGAUCCGCUACAGCUCGCCGCCUGUCUGACCUACACUUUCAGCGUUUGUUGAUCUUCCUCUGUGGAAACAACGGCGUUGCGGCCAGAGGGGUCCGGCAAAGUGAUGGUCAGAAUAGUUGCAUAAUGAGUUGAACAAGUGAGCCUGGACAGAACGCCAUGCCCACUUCCCGAGGCCUGAUAUAUCCAUUUUCUCCUCUGACCUGGGAAUCUUUAGAUAGAUGAAUCAACAAAUGGCUUAUGUCUUCUCCUCUACAUGUUUUCUUCGUGUUGACACAACAGUCUGUUUGUACAGUUCUUUUAUUCUCAUUACUUACAUUAUUUCAUUAAAAAUAUUGUACAAGAUCUGCAUUUAAUGUCACGAGUUUAAAAGAAAAACAGAUUAGGGCAGUUUUGUUGCAAUUUUUUUCUUUCUCCCAUCUUUGCCUGGGAUUGAAAGUUCCGAUCACUCUGUGUUUGUCUGUUUCCAUCCAUUUCCUAUUUCCUGUCAGUGUAUUUCACAAAGAGAAAACAAUGCUUUCUCA